Molecule: messenger RNA, 1182 nt
Organism: Saccostrea echinata
Lineage: Eukaryota; Metazoa; Mollusca; Bivalvia; Ostreida; Ostreidae
Product: GPN-loop GTPase 3-like
Exons: 8
Coding region: 48-896 (282 amino acids)
Molecular function (GO): GTPase activity
Source: RefSeq, a predicted model, not a curated record
UGACUCAAGACAGCAUUGGUGUUGUAAACAUAUUUUAAAGAAGAAAAAUGCCUCGAUACGGACAGCUUGUCAUGGGCCCAGCAGGCAGUGGAAAGUCUACCUACUGCAGCAAUAUGGUGAAGCAUGCUGAAAUGCUGAGGAGAACAAUUCAUGUGGUGAAUCUGGACCCUGCAGCUGAACACUUUGAUUACCCUGUUCUUGCAGAUAUCAGAGAACUCAUACACCUAGAUGAUGCCAUGGAAGAUGAAUCUUUGAGAUUUGGUCCAAAUGGAGGCCUUGUAUUUUGUAUGGAGUAUUUAUCACAGAACUUUGACUGGCUCCAAGAGCAGCUGGAAGAAGUAGAAGAGGACUAUAUUUUAUUUGACUGCCCUGGUCAAAUAGAGCUCUAUACACAUAUCCCUGUGAUGAGACAGUUAGUAGAAACUCUACAGAAGUGGGACUUUCGGAUCUGUGGUGUGUUUUUAGUGGACUCUCAGUUUAUGAUCGAGCCAUCCAAGUUUAUUUCAGGAAUUUUAACUGCCUUAUCUACAAUGGUGAAUCUAGAGAUACCGCAUGUGAAUGUCAUGACAAAAAUAGAUCUUCUCAGCAAAAAAGCCAAAAAAGAAUUAGAGAGGUAUUUAGAACCAGAAUUACCUGUAUUACUUGCAGAAGAAUUUGAUGACAGCAGACUAAGUAAAAAAUUUAAAAAAUUGAACAGCUCCAUUGCCAAAAUGAUAGAUGACUACAGUCUGGUGAAAUUCCUGCCGAUGGACAUCAGUGAAGAAGACACCAUUAAUGACAUUCUGAUACAAAUAGACACAGCCAUUCAGUAUGGAGAGGAUUUUGAACCAAAGGAAAUACCUGACAUGGUGGACCCUGAAGAUGGACCUGACUGGGACAGUGGAUUUGAUGGAUAACAGAUUAACAGUGUACUAGUGUUUUAUAUGGUUGUAGUUGUGAGAAUCAUAUCCAAUAAGGAUUAUGUUCUUGUUACAGUUUCUCAUUCAUAGAUCAAUGUACACUAGAUUUAUGUUCUUUUUGCAAAAGAAGGGUGAAAGGAGGAAAUUAUGGAAUGAAGUGACAAAGUAUACAGUUAAUUACUCGUUAAUAUAUGUUUACAGGUUGUAGCUCUGUCAGCUCUGUUGAUAUACUGUUCUGAAAAACACAAAAUAUAUAAAAGGAACAAAUGGUUCAUAUGAAAUA